This is a messenger RNA of Dinoponera quadriceps, 3578 nucleotides long. RefSeq lists its product as uncharacterized. The transcript is spliced from 7 exons. The coding region runs from base 235 to 1938 and encodes 567 amino acids. NCBI's taxonomy places the organism in Eukaryota, Metazoa, Arthropoda, Insecta, Hymenoptera, Formicidae. The record is from RefSeq and is a predicted model, not a curated record.
AUUAGGAAGCGAGAGGGGUUACACUUUGUUUCGUCGGCCGCCGGCGUGGUUUCCCAAGCGGCGGCGGCGGCGGCGGCAGCGGCGGUGGUGGCGGCGGCAGUUCGCUCGCUCGUUCGGCACACAGUCGAACUCCUUCGCCACUGGACGACGGACGUCGUCGUCGUCGCCGUCACCAUCGUCGUCGUCGUCCUCGUCGUCACCGUAGCUGUCACCGUCGUCAUCCACGAGACCGUCAUGUCGCACCUCAUCAUCGGCAUCCUGAUGAUCCUCGCGUCGAUCGCGCGUGGCUGCCCGUUCUGCGCCAGGCAGUUGUUGCAGCAACUGCAACAGCAGCAGCAAUCGCAGCAGCAACAGGAAUCGUACCGGGCGAUCGGCAGCCUGAGACCGUUCGGCGCCGACAAGCCGACCCGCGUCCAGGAGUUCAACCGGACCGGCGUGCUGCACCCCGAGUACCAGAUACCGGCGACCAUCAGACCCGGCAACGUGUCUCAGUUCUAUUACCUGAGUCCACGAGAAGGCCCCCCUCUCACGUUACUCGUUAGCCCGUGCAGCGGCCCGAUCUCAUGGACGGUCAGUUACGUGGAGCCGCCCGAAAACGAUCAGGAAGCGGAAGGAAUAAAGUCGCAAACGCGGUGGCCCGUGAAGACCCUGAAGCCGGGCUCACCUCUCUUCACGUACGAAGGCGCGGACGACCAAAAUUUCACGAUACCAAAGACGCGGGCCGGUCUUUACUGGUUCGAGAUCAAGUCCGUGGAGUCGGUGGCGGGCAACGACGACUCGGCGAGGCGCUCGCCCGGCACCGUCCUCCUGUACGCGACGUCCACCUCCUUGGAUCACGUGCCGGGCAUUUACGCGAACGAGAAGGAGCACCGGCAUCGCUCACUGAGGUUUCAGCAGCGACGGAGUAAGCGCCGGCUGACGGUAUCCUGGAACAAAAGCCAUGUGGAUCCUCACCUGUCCAACUACUGUUUAGCCGUGACGUCCGGCACGCAGCCGCAGCCGUCGACGCUCUGCGCCGCUCGGAACAUUCUUAAGACGCACCCGCACACCACGAGAACCGGCUCCUCCUCGAAGGAAUACCAUCAUCGGGGCGUCCCGGAAGGGCUGCACUGUGUACGGCAGACCAAGCUGACGCUCCACAGAAUGCGAUACGACACUACGUACAACUUCACUCUAUACGUGGUGAACACGCGGAACAACGUUUCCAAUCGGGUCGCCACCGACACCAUCAGGUUCAAGAAGCCGGAGCUGACGCUGCGAACCGGUCGUUACACCACGGCCAAUCUACGGAAGACGGACGGUUUCGUGAACUUCCGCUAUCGGCCGCCGGACAACACCUCGAGCGUUUUUCACAUACUUCCCUGCGGCGGCGGCAUCGUCAAGGCGAAAUUGAGCGGUCCAGGAGUAUUACGGGAGAAAGAGGUGGUGGGAUAUGCCUCAUUACGUGUGCCUCCUCUGCCUCCCGGUAAGACGUACACGUUGCGUAUAUCGACCACACCGCAGGAACUGGUCCGAGUAUCCACCAUAAAAGUGCUCGCCACGCAGGAGUCGUCCACCAUUUAUCCGCAGAUACCGACGAAAAAUCCGCCGCGGGAGUACCGGUCCUUGAGGACCUGUCACGAGGUAACGAUAGGCGUGGAGCCGGCCGGCGCCGCCAAAUACUGCAUCCUGGUGAAGGAGUUGCGUAGCUCCUCGUCCUUGGCGAGUGUCACGACCGUUCCGGAUCAGUGCGGGCUCCACCGGCGCAGACGGUCCGAGUAUACGUUCGAGGUUUGUGAGGAGAAACGGAGCCCACCGAAGGAUCGGGCGCUGCCGUUCACGCUGUCGAGGCUGCAGCCCGGCAAGGCUUACCUGCUGCAGAUCACGGCGCAGCUGAAGGGUCAAUCUUUGUCCUACCCGCUGCUGGGUGUGCGCACACGACGUUCCUGUGACACAUGAUCCACAUGAUUCCUAUUGAACGAACUGCAGCGACUCGACGAUAAUCUGCACCGCUAGUGACUUUUUUUUAGACACCCCUCCCCAACUGUUACUGAUUAAAAGAGAAUUUAUGACGCACGGAGGAAGAUAAUAAUUCGGAGGGGCGACGGCAAAUUUUACCCUGUCGCAGCAGGUAAGUAAAUAUACAGGGUGCUUCUUUAGUACCGUCCAAUAUUUCAGAAACAGAAUUUCGAAGUCACCUUAUGAAGAUAUAAACACGUGUUUGUACGAACUGUUUCUUUAUAAAGUGACCUGAAAAAUCACCGAUAGUACUUAUGAAACGCACUAUAUAUUUAUUUACUUGCUGCGAUAACGUAAGAUUUCGCCAGUUCCGUCAGAUUAUUUUUCCCCGUGCACACGAAGAUGUAUCUACGAUGUCCGUGAAAUUUGUCCAUCUUCGCGCGAGGACGUUCUGACGCGAAUCGGGUGCGUAGCUCGUUCAUUUUUUGAGACUGACGCGAGAAUAACUUCGAGUUUCGGCGGAUGUUCGUCGAAGUAAGUAGAUGACAUCGAGACACGCUAUACGUUUGGUACAAAUCCGUUGUAUCUCAAAAUUUCGCCUCGCGAGCCAAGUACCAAGUAUCGGUCGUGAUCGCGAUAUUUGAUAUAUGGUAGAUAUCUUGUGGAUCUCUCGUUGAUCUUGCUGCUCUCGAUCGAUCGUAGAAGAGAGGUGUAUGUAGCUGAUUGGAGAAGUGUUACCUUCGGGGAUUACGUUCAGUCGCAUUUCGAGGCACAGUCUAGUCUAGAUUUUACGACAACGUACAAUCGCGGCGUCCACGGUGGGCGCGGGGGGCGACCAUACACACAUCGAUAUAUAUUUUGCUAUUUGUGUAAUGUACAUGUACAUUCUUAUAUAUAUGUAUAUGCAAGGUAUAUCUGAACUCUACCGAAUAAACUUACAGGAUAAAUUCUAUGUUAAAAAGUAAAUAAAAAAGUUUUAGUAGACAUGCGUCCGCAAAAGCUUGGUUUUUGGGAUAUAGUCUUCGGAAGAUUACAAGAAAAUGUGUCGCGAUAAACGAAUUAAGAAUACUAAUAUACUUUUCUUACGUUGGUAUAUUAUUAUAUUAUUAUUGUUGCGAGUGAAAUUAUAAGAAACGUAUUAUUUCUCCUUGACAUCAUGGAUGCUUACACUUUCGAGGAGCUUGCAGAUGUGCAUUUCACUCAUGGGGCAGCAAAUGGCAACGGAAGAGAAGCUGUACGAAUCUAUCUAACAAGAUUGAUGAUGAAAUAUUUUUUUUUAACCGAGAUUGCAGUUCAGAAAUUAAGCGUUUUGAGAAACAUGGGGUUAUAUUUACUGAGACUCUUUUACUUAUUCUUUUUUAAAGAAUCCAUCGUGUAAGUUUGUCGGUAGAGUUCAGAUAUAUCUUGUAUAUAUACGAUACGCCUUUUUACCUUGAAUAAGUACAUCGAGUAUUUUUGUAACUUACACGGCGAGUGUACACGUACGGCGUGCGAACGUCAAAGCACGCUUGACACAUUCGUAAUAAAAGUUAUAAGAUUCGUCCCUGUGGCGCAUAAACACACACACAUACACACACACACUCACACUGUGGCCUUACUCCUUCCUUUAAUCGUACGAAUAAAAAUAUAUACCAGAAUGA